Messenger RNA from Zeugodacus cucurbitae (melon fly), 547 nucleotides. RefSeq names its product probable insulin-like peptide 1. NCBI's taxonomy places the organism in Eukaryota, Metazoa, Arthropoda, Insecta, Diptera, Tephritidae. Bases 45 to 395 code for a protein of 116 amino acids. Gene Ontology annotation, molecular function: hormone activity. The transcript has 2 exons. Gene Ontology annotation, cellular component: extracellular region. The record is from RefSeq and is a predicted model, not a curated record.
AAAGCAUCGGGUUCAUUAGCCAAUAUUUCACACAAUUACACAUAAUGUCUCCGAUAUUGUUAAAACUCCUCGCUUUGCUACUGAUUGUGUUGGUAGAAAUAGAACAAAGUUUUGGCCAACAAACUAUCUGCGGCCCCUACCUGGACAUGGUGCUCAGUGAAACAUGCACAAAUGGCUUCAAUACCAGAUUCAAGAAGUCAAUGGAAUGGAAUGAACAAGACAACGGUGACUUGGACGAUGAGCUGCCCUUCCCUUAUGCAGGCUUCCCUUUCCUGGCGAAGAUUCAUGGCGGUCAUGUGAAUGCCAUGGCCAAGAGUCGUUACCGCCGGGGCAUAUACGACGAAUGUUGUCUCAAGCAGUGCACACUAAAAGAAAUAUCCUCCUUCUGCAAGUAAAACUUUGCGCUCUCAGCAACAAAUGAAUUACAUUGUAUCUGCGAAAGCUGAAGGUUGAAUGCUUAAAGCAUCCCCCCAAAUUAUUACUUUUACCGAAGGUAGAUGAAAGAUGGCGACUAACAAUUGGUGAUACUAUACAUAUGAAGAAUUGA